Messenger RNA from Hypanus sabinus (Atlantic stingray), 1255 nucleotides. It is a transcript of the gene ubxn1, whose product is annotated as UBX domain protein 1. Gene Ontology annotation, molecular function: protein binding. The transcript is spliced from 10 exons. Bases 169 to 1041 code for a protein of 290 amino acids. The record is from RefSeq and is a predicted model, not a curated record. Lineage: Eukaryota; Metazoa; Chordata; Chondrichthyes; Myliobatiformes; Dasyatidae.
CUCCGCCGUCCUCGCCGUGCUGCGAAUUCCCCCUCCCCUUCCGCUGACCCACCGACAGCAUUCUGAACGCCUUCCCCGGCCAAAGUGUGCCUUCAGCCGGCUGCGCGGCGUAGGAAAGCCCGAGGAUCCGGUGGUGUAAGAGUGUUGCUUUCGUCCAAACGGGAGCUGAUGGCUGAAAUGACAGCGUUGGAUUCCAUGAUGGAGAUGGGAUUCUCCCGCAACAGGGCGGAAAAGGCCUUGGCGCUUUCGGGGAAUCAAGGCAUUGAGAAAGCCAUGGAUUGGUUAAUAGAGCACGAGGACGACCCUAAUCUGGAUGAUCCGUAUGUCCCUCCGCAGGGCAGUGUCCUGGGAAUGACGGAGAAAAUGGAAGCUGGGGAAGAGGAGUUGGACAUUGAAGAAAAUACCAGGCAAGUUCAACAGAAUGCCUCACUAUCAGAAGAGGAGAAGAAGGAACAGCUGAGGAGGCUGGAAGAGCUGAUGAAGCGGCGGCAGCUGGAGCGGGAGGAGCGCGAGAAGCGAGACGAGGUCAGCCGGGAGAAGCAGAGACGGAAGCAGGGCCAGGAGCUCUCGAUGAUCCGGCAGAAGCUCCAGGAGGAGGAGAUGAAGAAGGUCGCCGAGGAACGCCGAAGGGAGAAAAUGGAAGACAUCAGAGCCAGGCAGCGAGUUCGGGAAAAGAUCGAGAGAGACAAGGCGGAGAGAGCCCUGAAGUUUGGCGGUGGAGUUACAGCUGCAGCCCCUCCGGUACAGCCAACGCCAGUGGUUCCUCAGUCCAGCCAGGCACCUCCGGUGAAGCGGGAGUACGACGAAUGCCGGUUGCAGAUCCGGUUGCUGGACGGCACGCAGCUCACGCAGUCCUUCAAGAGCCGGGAGCAGCUGGCCGCCGUCAGGCUCUACGUCCAGCUGCAGCAGCAGGAGAGCAACGACAACUUCAACCUCAUGACUUCCUUCCCCCGCAAAGUCUUCUCCGAGGAGGACAUGGAGAAACCCCUUCAGGAGUUAGGUCUAGUCCCUUCAGCAGUGUUGAUUGUUUGCAAGAAGUGAGCUUCCCUCAACGUCGCACUCAACUUCCAUUAUAAAGCUCACGGAGAGACCGAGCACGUGGGGCUGCGGUCCCCCCGGCCUGAUCCUACACAGUGCCUGACAGUGAGAAAACAUGCCAUCUCCAGGGCUUUGCAGGGCCUGCCUUCUUUAACAAAAGACUUUGUUUGUCUCGAGAUUAAAGCAAAACGUGAAAUAAAAAAUGGUAAAAUUUUAA